AUAUAUAAGAGAGGGUUAUAACAAGCUGGAGAUCACACGUCUCUCGUCUCUGCAGGAUGCUACGAGUUGCUUUUCUCUUGGCUGUUGUGUGCAGUUCCUUGGCCCACGACAGUUUCGCCAAGAAAUAUGCCUACACGAAGGUGAUGACUAAUUGCUUUGGCGAAGAAAGGUAUUAUAACUGGACCAAAGAAGUGUUCAAAGCAGUGAAACAAUGUUAUAACGCAGAGAUUAACUUACCGGCGGAAGACGAUUCUGGGGAAAGUUCGGAGGAAAAGAGUGAAGAAGCGUUCCGUGGGAGUCCCGUGUUCUUUCAAGUGUUCUACACACCCCAAGAACAAGGCGGAGACCAAGACCAGAAAUUCCCCUUCAGUCUCCCCUUCAAAGCCAUUAGCCAAAGACAGAAGCGUGAAGUAAUGUACGACGGUCCGUUGUUGAAGAAAAUGGUUGAGAAGGUGAAGGCCAAAGUGAGCAACUUCACCUGCGUCUUGAAGAAAAUGAAAGUGGUGGAUGACGAGUUCAACCUUGAUUACGAGGAGAUGAUCAAAGUCAGGACGGAAGUUCCUAUUGAUGACACGCUGAAGAACGAACUUGUCAAGACUAUUAAUCACUGCAAGAAAUUCACAAAUGCUUGGCCACUCGAGGACUCAGGUUCCCCGAUGCCCAAGAAACUCCAAGAGAUCGUAGCCUUUGUGAAGUGCGAGAAAAAGGCGCGGCUGAAGGCCUGUAUGAAAAUCGACCUCCUGAAGCACCUGGCCGAGUUCGACCUUUCCGACUUCAGUGAGGCUGGAGAGGCGAGCGAGGUCGAGAAAGCUGAGAAACUUCUGCAUCUCCUGUGGGGCUUUGAAAACAGGGACGAUUUCCAGCUGUACUGAGGAUGGGAGUGAAGCAAGAGAGGAAAAAGAAGGGGGAUAGAAGGAGGUGGAGUGGAAGAGAAAUGAUGUGAUAGAAAAAGAAGAUUAAAAAGGGGAGGAAGGAAAUGAAAGAAUAAAUGAGUAGCUAGUUGAAAGUAGAAGAAAUAUUCUUUCCUUCCUUCUCUACCAUUAUGUAAUUAUUCCGAAUUAAAUAAAAUAAUCUGAAGGUAAUAAAUUGUUAAAAAAUCA
Messenger RNA from Penaeus monodon (black tiger shrimp), 1100 nucleotides. RefSeq lists its product as uncharacterized. The transcript has 7 exons. NCBI's taxonomy places the organism in Eukaryota, Metazoa, Arthropoda, Malacostraca, Decapoda, Penaeidae. The coding region runs from base 57 to 872 and encodes 271 amino acids. The record is from RefSeq and is a predicted model, not a curated record. Gene Ontology annotation, molecular function: odorant binding.